Molecule: messenger RNA, 2010 nt
Organism: Helobdella robusta
Lineage: Eukaryota; Metazoa; Annelida; Clitellata; Rhynchobdellida; Glossiphoniidae
Exons: 12
Coding region: 13-2010 (665 amino acids)
Biological process (GO): protein phosphorylation; activin receptor signaling pathway; cellular response to growth factor stimulus
Cellular component (GO): activin receptor complex; plasma membrane
Molecular function (GO): ATP binding; activin receptor activity, type I; activin binding
Source: RefSeq, a predicted model, not a curated record
GUCCGAACCAAAAUGUCUGAAAUGUUUUUCAAAUUUGAUCAAAAAAUCGUCUGUCUUCGGCUUUUGUUUUAUGUUGUAUUGUUCCUGAUUAGUCCAUUGGAGGUGGGGGCAUUGAAAUGCAACUGCAACUACGGAGCUGUGAGUUGUAAGAACAAUAUCUGCACAACGGAUGAUGAAGGAAAAUGCUACUUUCGAAUUUACAGACUUAUGCAAAAGGAGGAAAGAGAAUUGGGGUGCCUGGAUAAAGCCGAUAUGGUACCGCAAGGAAAUCCAUUUCAAUGUCAUAGCAGCAUAGUAGCAGCCCAUAAGGAAGUUCGGAACUGUUGCAGUACAGAUUUCUGCAAUGGGAAACUUGAACCUCGGUUCACCCUGGCCCCCCCACCCCCAGGCUACAAAGAAAAAACUUUUCGAGAUGAUUAUUUAGGGGAAAAUUUUGUAAUCUCAAAGACCAUCUUAACCGUGCUGAUAGUCUGCACGUGCUCCAUCGUAGUGGCAGUCAUCGUGACAGUCUUCCUCAUCAAGCGCUGCAACUUUGAGUGUCUGAAAAAUUUAAAGAAGUUAGCUAGGAGGAAGCCGACGUCCUCUUUGGCUCUCUCUAACAAUAAUGGUUCUGCCAGUGGGGGUGGUGGGCAUAGGAAGGAACCUCUCCUCUCCGUCGCCAGUACCACUAACACCGAGUUGAAUAAUGACACAUCACUGUAUGCUGAGUCUGGGUCUGGGGCUGGCAUGCCGAUAUUCAACAGGAUGACAAUAGCCCGACAGAUCACCCUGGAGACUAUAGUGGGUACUGGGAAGUACGGGGAGGUGUGGAGGGGGCAUUGGAUGGGGGAAGAGGUUGCUGUAAAAAUUUUUCACUCCAGAGAGGAAAGGUCAUGGACAAGGGAAGCUGAGAUUUAUCAGAUCGUCAUGCUUAGGCAUGAUAACGUUCUGGGGUUUAUUGCUGCUGAUAAUAAAGACAUAGGCACAUGGACUCAGCUAUGGCUGGUAACUGAGUACCACCAUCAUGGUAGCCUGUUUGAUUAUCUUAAUGCACAUACUGUUGACUUGAAUGUGAUGCUGCAGAUGCUGUUUAGCAUUGCCAGUGGCGUUUCACACCUGCACACUGAAAUUAUUGGCACUAGAGGCAAACCGGGAAUAGCUCACAGGGAUUUGAAAUCUAAGAACAUUUUAGUUAAGAAAGAUUUAAGCUGCUGUGUGGCCGACCUCGGUCUGGCCGUGAAGCACGAGCCCGGCUCGAACUUGGUGGACAUUGGAGAUAACAACAGGGUCGGAACUAAAAGGUACAUGCCGCCAGAAAUACUAACGGAAUCAUUCGACCCGCACGACUUCAGCUCAUUCCAGAUGGCUGACGUGUACAGCAUAGCACUCGUCUUCUGGGAAAUUGUCAGGAGAUGCGAUGCACUGGGGCCCCCAGCGGAAUUUCAACUGCCCUACUACGACUGCGUGCCCUCCGAUCCCACCCACGAGGAAAUGGUCAAGGUCGUUGUCCUGGAAAAUAGGAGACCUGAGAUCGACUCUGAUUGGCUGAAAAAUGAGGCAUACAAGAACAUAUGUGAACUGAUGAAGACAUGCUGGCUAACUAUUCCAGGAAUCCGACCUACCGCUCUGAGGAUAAAAAAAUCCAUCAUCAAAUUCAACAAUCAAUUCAACAACAAUAAUAACAUCAGCAACAACAGUAACAACAAUACCAACAGCAGAAUCAACUUCAGCAACAGCAAUAGUAGCUACAACAAGUACAAUAUUAACAUUAACAACAACUACAAUUACAAAAGUAACAACACUAACAACAACAACAACGUAAAUCGGAGCUACGUUGCAGGCUCACUGGCGAGCAGUAGCAACAGUUGUAGUAGUAGGAUCAACAGUAAGAACGUCGUCAACUACAGCAACAAGAGCUUAAGUAACGGUAGUAGUAGUAUCAAUAGUAAUAAUAAUAAUGUUUGUAAUAAUAAGAAUAAUAAUAAUAGUAAUGCUGGUAGUGUUGCCAUUGCUAGCCUCUGUGAAAGCUAG